Molecule: messenger RNA, 2072 nt
Organism: Triticum dicoccoides
Lineage: Eukaryota; Viridiplantae; Streptophyta; Magnoliopsida; Poales; Poaceae
Exons: 4
Coding region: 1-579 (192 amino acids)
Source: RefSeq, a predicted model, not a curated record
AUGGCCCGAGGGCCUCCACCCGACCUAUUCUGCCCCAGAUCGAACCCUUCCACCAAAUCGAACCCUCGCUCCUCCUCGACCGCCGCCGUCGCCGCCCCCACCCCUCUGCCGUUGACCACACCCUCCCUCUUGGCUGAUCUGUGCAACCCCAUCGGGAUCUAUGGCGGCAGUGCUUGGAUCUCGGCGUCGCCUCCCUCCAGACGCAUCUGGUGUGCGAGAUCAAAGUCGCCUCCCUCCCUUCGACACCACCACCAGAACUGCUCGACACCGCCGGUCGCCUCCCUCUCUUCUACACGGCGACGAGCAUGGGUGGAUUCCCCUCAUGGCUUCCUCCCCGCGAACGGCGACGCGGUGCCUCCUCUCCACUAUGCACGUACAACACGCUCCUUAGAUCUGUCCUGGUGGAAACUCGAUGAGGUGCUAUUAGGGAAAGGAUUGGAGACUGGUUCUAGUAGUGGUUGGUUUGUUCGAGGAUUUUCUAGUGCUCAUGAUUUGCAAAUGGUUCAGCCAGUACUGGCGUCUAGCAACCUUGAAGCCCACAGUCGACCUGUAGGCCACAUCUCUCUCAGUGUUGCAUGAUGUGCUAUAAGGCAAGGCAGAUGAUCUUCUUUUCUCCAUUGUCCAACAUUGAAGCUUUUCUUGCCCAUCAGCACACAUCUCAUUUAGGUUCAUUUCCUAUAUACUAGUUAGAAACUGCUUCAUACUUGCUCUAGGUGUACUUUGAUUAGUGUAAUCUCCUUGCCCCAUCAUCGACAAGGUUAUAUGAUUACGAGAGCUUAAUAAAUUCUGUGAUACGUGUUCAUUUAUUAACUAAAUCAUCAGCUUGCUCAAUAAUACUUUUAGGUACUCUAGUGUGUUUAUGGCUGAUGAAAUACGCUUUGUUUAAUAGGAUUGGAGACAUUUCUGAUGCUUCGGUGAAAACACCAGACCUAUUGUAAACUCAGUCCAGUAAUACAAGUUAGCAUUUUGUCUUAAUCAUUCUUGGAACUAAAAAGGAAACCUUCUUCUUGUUUGUUCUACACCACUAAUCUGUUUAGCCAUCCUUGAGAAAGGCUCGAUGGUUAGACAUGAAAACUUUAUUUGUUUUCUCCUUUUGCUUCUCUGGUUUAUUUUAAAUUUAAUCUAGGUUUGGCUGUUUGCAAUUGAAAAAAAUGUUCUUCAGGGCUUCCUGCAAAUGUUGUUAGGUACUGUACAACCAGAAAUUUAGAAGGGAAUCACAUUAUUGAAAAGGGUUGACAGGAAUGGAGCAUCACUGCUUAGCACGUCUACAGAAAAAGUGGGCUUCGUAUGUACAAUUGUGCAUAUAGCUUAGGUGAACGAUUUCUGAUUUGCCGAACUCUCUUUAUUGUUAAGAUAAGGGGAAUAACUAUAUAAUGCUAACAUUUCCAUUACUCCUAUAACUAUUGAAUCUAAUUAGAUCUGUUUUUAUUCUCGUGUUUGCCUCCUAUGAAAAAUGAGGUUGGGUACUAGUGUGUAAAUAGGUAGAGUGAUAAAAAGUGAUUGCUUCCUUGUGGAUCUGUUUUUACAUUGUAAAAAUUUAUUUUUAUUCUCAUGAAUAUUGUAGUAUUUUGUGUGUAUAAUAAAAAGUGAUUGCUUCCUUGUGGAUCACGUGCUAAUGUACCCCUUUAUACCAUUUUUAUUUAUCUUUAGACUAAUUUAACAUGUCUUAUCUUUCUAUAAAUAUAAAGUUUAUUUGCAGAUGAUAAGUCUUGUGAUUGUGCGCCUUCAGCUCCUUUUAUAUGCCUUCAAGUACCUGGCACACAGUUAUUAUGAGCCAAUGAUAAUUGAACUCCACACUGCUUUUGUUCCACUUGGCCUUCGUUUCACUCUUGCGCCAGCGGCGCAAUGGGUGGAAUCUAGUGUACAAAAGAGUGAACAUGUAAUUUGUCUUCCUGGACAUGGCUGUAGCCAUGCGCUGUGCAUAGCCAUUUGUGUAGCUCAGUUUGAAGAUACAAAAUAUUGUUUUCUUAUGUAAAUUUUGUGUACCAUUGUAGCUGAAUGCUACUGAACACAUGUAUGGAUGUGGAAGUACAAAAUUAUCAGUCUAUGAAUGUUUCUAAACUUUAAGGUUU